This is a messenger RNA of Melospiza melodia melodia, 1799 nucleotides long. RefSeq names its product follistatin like 3 (gene FSTL3). Gene Ontology annotation, molecular function: activin binding; protein binding. The transcript has 5 exons. The coding region runs from base 1 to 741 and encodes 246 amino acids. The record is from RefSeq and is a predicted model, not a curated record. Gene Ontology annotation, biological process: multicellular organism development; regulation of BMP signaling pathway; negative regulation of activin receptor signaling pathway. Lineage: Eukaryota; Metazoa; Chordata; Aves; Passeriformes; Passerellidae.
AUGCCGCUGCGGCUGGCGCUCUGCCUGCUGGCGCUCUGCAGCCCCGCCGCCGCGCACGGUGGAAUCUGCUGGCUGCAGCAGGGCAAGGAGGCCAAGUGCACCAUGAUCCUCAAGACGGGCGUGACGUGGGAGGAAUGCUGCGCCAACGGCAACGUGGACGUGGCCUGGUCCAACUACACCUACCCAGGCAACAAGAUCAGCCUGCUGGGCUUCCUGGGGCUGGUCACCUGCCACCCCUGCAAAGAGAGCUGCGAGGGCGUGGUGUGCGGCCCCGACAAGGUGUGCAAGAUGAAGCACGGGCGGCCCCAGUGCGCCUGUGCCCCCGACUGCUCCAGCCUGCCCCGCAAGCUGCAGGUCUGCGGCUCCGACGGCUACACCUACCGGGAUGAGUGUGACCUGCUGACAGCCAAGUGCAGAGACCACCCCGACCUCGAAGUGAUGUACCAGGGAAAAUGCAAAAAGUCCUGCUCCAGCGUGGUGUGCCCUGGCACACACACCUGCGUGGUGGACCAGACGGGCAGUGCCCACUGCGUGAUGUGCCGGACAGCGCCCUGCCCCGAGCCCACCAGCCUGGACCGUGCCCUGUGUGGCAACAACAACGUCACCUACCCGUCGGCGUGCCACCUGCGGCGUGCCACCUGCCACCGCGGCCGCUCCAUCGGCGUGCGCCACUACGGCAGCUGCUCAGCUGCUGCCAAGUUCUCUGCAGAGACGGACAGCGUGGAGGAGAACUACGUGUGAAUCGUCCCUCGGCCGAGCUGGGAGACAGGGGCAUUAUGUGUAUAUUGUACAAACCAUAUACCUGAUAUUUAUUAAGAUUUAAAAUGAUCCUUAUUUAUCCCUGUGUAUGUUAAGCAGUCGCAGGGGGCUCCAUUCCCAUCCUGCCAGCCAGGGAGCAGGGGAAGGGGGCUCGAGGUGCCCAGGGAUGCUCUGGUGCCCUCCUUUGCUGCCAGGGCAGUGCGGAGGGGUGUCCGUGGGCUCCCCCCACGUGUCCUUGGCCAGCAGCCCCGGGCCUAUUUAUUUUUGGAUGAAUUCUCGGUACUCUGCUGACGUUUCUGGCCAGGAGCUCAAGGUCUAGAGGGAAUCUGCACUUUCGCCUUCCCCGAGGGGCUCGGCCCCAGCUGCCAGUGGCAGGAAAGGCAGUGCACGCUGCAGCAGAUUGGAGAGAGAUAGAUAUAUAUUUUUAUAUAUAUAUAUAUAUAUAUAAAAACAUAUCUAGGUUGUUGUCUCCUAAAGUUUCAGCACGUGUGUGUUCAAAUGGAUUUCAGUUUGGGUUUUAAGUGGAUUUCAGUUUAGGUUUUUUUCCUAGGCCCGUUCAGACCAGGCUCCCACCAGCUUUAGAGGUGAUGCCAGUGCCUGGAGGGUUGGGACAGUGGCAGUCCUGCCUGGGGGGCACAAUUGUCCCCCUACUAGAGCCCAUCAUCCAUGGCAGCUGCCCCCAGCCCCCCUAAUCCCUGCCAGAACAGCUUUGGGCACAAAGGGGAACUGGCCCUGUCCCCCCCCAGGACCUGCACCCCCUGCUCUGCCCACACCUGUAUUUAUUUUCACUCCUUCUCUCAUUUCUUCCGUUGUCACCUGUGUAAAUACCAGCUCAGCUCUGACACCAAAAAAGCUCUUGACUUUAUAUAAAUAUCAUAUAUAUAUUAUAUAUAAAAAUACCUUAUUUUCUAUUUUUGUAUGACUGGGUUCUGACCCCCGAGGUAGAUGCUUUGGGAACAUCCACAUUCCCUCUUCCAUAUUGUUGGGGCAUUUUACGGCUGUGUUAUGAUUUGGAUUGCAAUUAAAAACCAGAAUAAACA